AUGAGCGCAAGUCUUGGCACAGACCUGGUAUCAGGUUCAGUUGAUGCAUCACUAGCAGAAGUUGAUAUCAGAUCGCGGGAUCCUGAUCGCUCCGUGGAGAGUGAUAUCGUCAUUGGUCCAUUCGCCGUUCUCGAUUUCUCGGGUUCGGCACCAUCAUGGGCGAAAGCAUCGCCAACCCCAGAAGAAGGAGAUCCUGCACAAAAUCCGGCAUCUGCUGUACGACAGGAUGAUAUCCUUGAGCCAACGGAGAUACCGGCUGCACACUCAGAUGAUGUUCUUCAGCAUGAGGAUAUGCCUGCUGAGAUACCAGAUCCCAGCCCGGUGUCCAUUAUCGAUUCUCUCUCAAAUAUGGACGAUUUCCUCCAUUGGUCGGAUAUCUUGAGCUUUAGCCCUGACCAAUCAGGCUUUGCAACACACCCAACUCUGAGCGCGCCGUUUGACUUUUCAUUCGACAUGAAUAAUGAUGCUAUUUCUAUUCCCGCAGCACUGAAUUCCUUAGAAGAUCCUCUGCGGAUGUUGACACCUCAGCAGACAACUAUGGAGCUGAGAAAAUCAAAUGAGGAUAUUCUGAAAGAUGGCCAGUUUUUGCUGAGACAUUUCCAAGACGAGGUCAUUCCACGAAUCAUGGCAAUUCCCUUCGGACAAAAAUCGCCAUGGAAGAUUCUCAAUCUUCCUGCUGCGGUAGUUGCGUUUGGAGACACGACAUACUUGGGCACGGAGGGCGUCAGCCAUGCCCGCCUUGCAAACCUCUACGCUUUAUUUGCUUGUGCUGCUAUUGAUCUCGCACUGCAACCAUCCACACAAUUGAUUCAGUCCCCCGAAUAUUGGUACCAAAUAGCAAAUCAGACUUAUCAGCAGGCCAAGGAUCAUAUCCAAAUAUCUUUACAACACGAAACGGCUGGACCGAAAAAGGCUAAAUACAAGGAUCAAUUGAUGGCUGCUAAUCUCCUCACACAAUACGCGCAGCACGCUCGGUGUUUCCUGAUAGAUGCAGAGCGACUUCUCCGCCUCCGCGGGUUAUCAAAACGACGAAUUUCAAAGAAAGCCCGUCUUUUACACCAUGUCUACACAUGGCUGCGAAUCGUUGGCGAAAGCACGUUUGUACUUCACGACUACCACCUCUCAUAUUCAUGUCUUGAAAAUCUUGGCACCUCAUCACGCUCCCACCAUUCUUCUUCCGCCGUCAGCAACGCUACUGCCGUUGUAUCAAGCGAACCGAACCCCCAUCUUGACGAUUUCCUCCGUCUCGAAACCCAAAAUUCAGAUAGCGAUUUGAACAUUGAUGAGCCCAAAGACCGGGCUUCCGGAUACCACGAUAUUCACCUUCACGACUCCCGCAGUUUCCCCGAAACACUGUACAAACAAAUUUACGGCAUUCCCGAGACCUGGCUUAGCCUGGUGUCGCAAACAACCAGGCUAGCGAAUGUUCUGGCAACAUGGCAGACUGCUCGUGAUUGUGGCAAGAACUUGCGCCUCGAGGCAUAUGAAGCCCUUCAGCGCCGUGCAAUGCGGCUUGAGAACCUAAUAUGUUCAUUCAGCCUUGGCCGCACGAGGGGCGGAUCUGCAGACCUUCAAGCGACCUGCAAGCCACAUGCACAUAUGCUAGAGGCACUCAACGGAGCCUUGGUAAUUUUUUUUUACCGCCGAGUCCACGAUACUCAUCCCGCUGCUCUACAGGGUUAUGUGGAUAGUGUCAUCACGGCACUGGAGCAAUGUAGCGCUUCCUUGUCAGAUGCUAGUCUCGCUGGGCCGGGAACUGCUUGGCCUGCGUUUAUUGCUGGAUGUGAGGCUCUCACUCCGGCGAGGCGAAAAGCAGUUAUCCAAUGGCUCGAUAAUGCGAGCGCCAAGUGUGGCUUUACCUCGUAUGCCAUGGCUCGAGAUAUAAUGACUAAGCUCUGGCGCAAACAGGAUGAACAUCUGACUGCGAAUCGAAGUGAGCCGAUGCCAAUGUGGAUUGAUAUUUGCAAGCAGGAGCAGAUCUGGCCUCUCUUUUGUUGA
Messenger RNA from Penicillium cataractarum, 1998 nucleotides. RefSeq lists its product as uncharacterized. Gene Ontology annotation, biological process: positive regulation of transcription by RNA polymerase II. The transcript is spliced from 2 exons. NCBI's taxonomy places the organism in Eukaryota, Fungi, Ascomycota, Eurotiomycetes, Eurotiales, Aspergillaceae. The coding region runs from base 1 to 1998 and encodes 665 amino acids. Gene Ontology annotation, molecular function: transcription cis-regulatory region binding; DNA-binding transcription factor activity. Gene Ontology annotation, cellular component: nucleus. The record is from RefSeq and is a predicted model, not a curated record.